Naegleria gruberi is the source of this 990-nucleotide messenger RNA. RefSeq lists its product as uncharacterized. The annotation marks the transcript as partial. The transcript has 2 exons. The record is from RefSeq and is a predicted model, not a curated record. Lineage: Eukaryota; Heterolobosea; Eutetramitea; Acrasida; Naegleriidae. Gene Ontology annotation, molecular function: protein binding.
AUGAAUGAUGAUAAUGAUGAUGAUGAUGAUUCUACUUCUACUUUUUCUACUACAACUACAACAACUAAUGAAGCAACAAUAACAACAUUUGAAAAUUAUGAACAAGUAUUAAAAAAACGUAAUGAAAUUAUGAAUACAUUAGAAUUUUAUAGAAGAAUGAAAAAAGAAGGAUCCAUUAUUAAUUCUAAUAAAUUAUAUCAAGAUGGUAAACAACAAUCACCAUUAUUUGAAGUUUAUAGAGAAGUUAAAUUCUUUCUAAAAGCCAAUGAAAAGGGAAGUAAAACACAAUUACGUGUUGUUGAAACAUUAUUAGAUAAAUUAGUUGAAACUAUAAAAGAAGUAGGAGAUAUUGAAACAGCUAGAACAUUAUUAAAAUUAUUAAAGAAACGUAUUGAUAAUUGUAAUGAAAUGGGAUUAUCAAGUGAAAAUAUAGUUUUACAAUUAAAAUUAAAACCUAAAAUUACAAAAUUAUUACAAAUAAUUAUAAAUACAGGUGAUGUAACAGGUGCAAUUAAUUUUUUAAGAAAUGCCAAGAAUGAACAUGGACAAACAGCACCAUAUAUAGGAACAUCAGCAUUUACAGUAGUAUUAAAUGGAUUAAUUAAAGAAAUUAAAGUAUUUAAUCCAACAUGUGAACAUAAUUUAGUUGUAAUGAAAAGAGCAAUGGAAUUAUUUAAUUGGAUGGAUGAAUCUGAUCAAGUUUUAGUUCCACCUGAUGAAUUUACAUUUACUACUUUAAUUAGAGGUUAUGCUUUAAUUAAUGAUAUGAGUAUGGCAAUGGAAUUAUUUAAUCAAAUGUCAACUGAAUAUGGUAUGAAACCACCUACUUUAACAAAAGAUAUUAUUAUUGAAGGUUUUAUUAAGGAAGGUAAUAUUGAAAAGGCUUUUCAAUUUUUUAAAGAUUAUUGUAAUGAAGAUUUUGAUGGUUAUUAUAAUUCUUUAAUUACUGGUUUUACACAUGAAGGAAAUUUAACAAAGGCAUUUGAAUUA